This is a messenger RNA of Anopheles bellator, 2781 nucleotides long. RefSeq names its product fibroblast growth factor receptor 3-like. NCBI's taxonomy places the organism in Eukaryota, Metazoa, Arthropoda, Insecta, Diptera, Culicidae. The transcript is spliced from 4 exons. Bases 1 to 948 code for a protein of 315 amino acids. The record is from RefSeq and is a predicted model, not a curated record.
AUGGUCCGAGGAAUCACCGGCGGCAGGAGCCGGAAUCCCGCAUCCCGGAUAGUUGGCGCACUGUUUGCGCUGGCGGUCUUCGGCGCGGUUGGGGCGGAAAACCAUUGCAGUGAGCAUCGGUACGCCCACUCGCUACACACCCACCAUCUGCAGUUCACGAAGGAAGUCCCCGACCGGGAGUAUGGCGUGCUGAAGCAGUUCAAAAGUUUGCACUGCUGUGGCAAAGGGUACCGCAGUAUUGAAUGGUUCAAAAACGGUAAACCGCACCCGUGGAGCAAGGACGUGUCGUCGUUUAUCGUGUACCCGGAGGCGGCCAACCAGACGAUCUACAGUCCGCGCGUCGAGGAGAACGACGUCGGCAACUACACCUGCGUGCUGCGCAACGAAACGCACGCCAUCCGGAACAACAUCGAGCUGCGGCUGCAGGACAAACUGGACAAUCCGAUGCCGACGUUCAAGCCGAAAGACCUGAUGGUGGGCGUUGGGGAGAGCGCCCGGUUCUAUUGCGAGGCGUUCGUCGGCAACCUCUAUCUGCCGGACGCAACGAACGAGAUACUGUGGAUGCAGAUGUUUGACGACAAACCGCACCAGGUCACCGACGGGAAGCAGGAAAACGUUACACGAGAGGAAGGACAGAUCAUUGGGUCGUACCUGUCGAUACCCAACAUCCAGGCGCACCAUUACGGACGCUAUCGGUGCCAGAUAGUGUCCGGCAAUUCAGCGCAACCGCUCGAACUGAACGUCCUGCUGUCGCCGGUCGAGGUGACGUCGAUCUCCGAGUCUUGCCUAUCGGUACUGGUGUACGGCAUGGCCGUAGGCCUGUUCGUGCUGGUCCUGGUGACCGCCUGGAUCUGCCGGACCGUGCACCAGCGAACCGCGGGCAAGAAGGCCAACAAUCGCUGCUCCGCCCAGUUCAUCGCCAAAAAUGAGCACCACGAAAGUGUGUAAGCUGGCUGGGCUAGCUGUGGCUGGACGGUGUGGACGGUGAAACCCCCGGCGGAGGUGAUGAAAUCCCCCAGAAGAGACUGAGUUUAAUGCGCGGAGAUGAGACGGCGGGGUCGACUACAAUCGCGGCGCGAUCGUGGAACGCCUGCGUGUUGUGCUGUAUCGAGGUUGAGAGCUCCCUGGUCCGCGUGAUGAUGCUGUUGUGGCCAAGGACACUAACAAUAUAUGUUGUGUGUGUUUGUGUGUGUAGAUGUACACGGCACGGUCCGGCAAGUUUGUUUGCCUCGGACCUAGAACGGGGGAACCCUUUCGGAAUUUAACCCCCCAUCAACAUCAAUCCCUUGGCCAAAUCCCCGAAUGCCGUAGAAGCCCCCGCUCCACCCCAUGCAGAGUUUGUGAUCUUUCCUUACCCAUCUCCUCACGUGCCGGGCGAGCUUUCCUUUCGUUCGGUGUUUAGACGGAAGAUGCAUGUCGGUUCCAGUGAUCAAGAGUGGAGUGUGAAACGAGUUGGGCGCGCGAGAAUCGCUGGAGUCGAACACGCGACGAAGCUCUGUUAGAGACAUGUUUUGCUAAAAGCAAUCAUUAGAUUUAGAAGGAAUAAACAAGAGGAACAAUUGACUGGUAGAAGUAUUAGUAAGACGUUUUAGGCUAGCUUGGGGUGUCCAAGCUACUAAAAGGUGUAACGAAAAGAACCAAUCACUCACAUGUUUGUAACGUAUAAUCAAUAACCUACAUACGUACUGUACGGAUUUACCGAUCUCUAGUGGCUAAAGGUGGCUGCACAGAGUUGCACGCAUAAAAGUACUACCGCCGAGCAAAGCAUAGCAAUAAUCAAAAUUACCAUCACGACGGUGGCCACACCACACACAAAACAUCCCCACAGGCUAUAAAUUUGCAGUGAGAAAAACUACAGCAUAUUAUACCAGCACAACCUACUAACUGCGCGGGUACCGUGUCCAAUAGAGUGUGCUGGGCAUGAAGCUACUUUUGUAUGUACAAAACACGAGUAUGAGAACGGUGUAGAGAUUAAGUUAGAGAGCGAAGUCAUAAUGACUCCUCAUCGUGAUUAGUCGUUCGUGUGUGGCGUUUAGCGACCGCGAACAGAACCGUGUGUGGUUGCUGCACGUGGCAUAAGCGAAAGACGCUGAUUGAUAUCGUAUUGGUUUCGCGGCUCGCACUUUAGUAGUUUAGUUGCUUUAGCUAAGAACACUAUUUAUUUAUGGCUUUAUUCGAACGAGUAUCGAACGAGAAUUGUAUAAAAUGAUUAAUGAUUCAGUCGAAAACAGGGCGAAGAAUAAUUAGCACGCACAAGCGGCACCACUUCUCGAGUCGAGGGAUAUUCAUGCGCUUUUCUACGUCGAUCCUCAACUGAGCUAGAUUAUGCGAUUCGCUGAAAACUACCGGUAUUCCCAUUUGUGCAAUGUCCAUUCGCACAAUCACACUUGCAUUCCCACAAUUAGUUUUGGUUUAUUUAUUUCGCUUCAAAGUCGCAGAGAUUCGUAUCUCUUUCCAGACGGUAUUAUCAAAUGGAAAAAGGCGUACACGAAAAUGUACAAAGAAAAAUUGUUGGACCACAAAUUCUUUGUUUCAUUGUUUUCGAGCGCGCCGUCCGGAGAGGCAGAACAAGUGAUAACAUGUGGGACAAACCGUCGACCUUGUGUCGGGGUACAAUAUCGAAUUUAAUCGGUUAAUGGCACGUGUCCUUUACACGUUGCUAUGGUAACGAAUGCACCACUACUGUGCGACUAUAUUAGCAACAGCGGUUCGGUUUGGUGCCGUGUGUUGAAAAAACAGCCGUAAAUGGUGCGAAUUCCCUCCGCGUUCAUCGUUACAGAG